AUGGCUGAUACUGAUGAAAUAGAUAAACUAUUAGUGAAUCGUUUAAGCAACAGGGAUAUUGUCGAGUCACGAUACAAGGAAUUGUUCCAUGACUUGAACAAACCUACAGAAGAUGACAAUCAGACACAAGAUUUAGUUGAUGAGUUGAAGCAAGAAUUAUUUAAGAGAGAUUCAGAGUUGAAGAAGCUGGACGAUAUAAAUAAGGUGUUACGACACGCUAAUGAAAACAGCAAUAAUGAAAUAAUUAGUUUAAAUAUCGAGAACAACAUUAUGAAUGAAAAAUACAAUAAACUUGAGGUCGAGUACAACAAACUGAUCAAACGAUGGUUGAGUAAAGUAGAGAAAGAUGUUCAAGACAUGAACGGCAUGUUAUAG
This is a messenger RNA of Tetrapisispora phaffii CBS 4417, 375 nucleotides long. RefSeq names its product Atg16p (gene ATG16). The record is from RefSeq and is a predicted model, not a curated record. NCBI's taxonomy places the organism in Eukaryota, Fungi, Ascomycota, Saccharomycetes, Saccharomycetales, Saccharomycetaceae. The coding region runs from base 1 to 375 and encodes 124 amino acids. The transcript has a single exon.